AUGGAGAACUUACCUCUGCAUGUCUUCGAAAAGAUUUUAUUAAAAUUGGAUCCCAAAUCCCUAGCUAUGAUGAAAUGCACGAGAAGAUCUAUCAACUCGCAUAUAUCUGAAGAUCCGUAUUUCAAAUCCAAUUACUUGUCUCUGGUCGGAUUCGGUUUGCUACACAACUCCUACUAUGGAUCCAAAUCUCUCUUCUGCAACCCUUUCGGCGAUUCUAUGCCAUUCAGAUACACAUAUUCCUUAGAUAUCAAGACUAGGUUUCUCUGCUCUUGCUCUGGCCUUCUCUUACUCUUCAUGGAUUAUCUCUGCGUCGCGAAUCCGCUCACUAAGAGCCCAAGUGUUCCCCUGGCUGAUAAGAAACCGGUUUACUUUGACGGAUGUAUUCACUGGUUGAGAAAGGACGGGAGCAUUUUAGCAUUUAAUCCAGAAACAGAGCAAGCACGGCUGAUUCCAAUCAAGUUUCCCCUAGAACUAAGCGCGGUGGCGAACAAGUUCUUGUUCGAGGCCACAGAGAAGGAACUAGCAUUGAUAUCAGCGACGGAGGAAUCGAUUAACGUUUAUUCCCUCGAGGAUAUUCUUAUCGAUCCUAAGUGGGUCUUAGUGAAGGAAAUCCAGAACGGAGUGUUGCACAAAAAGACAAUGAGGUGCUGGAACGUUGCGGCAUACAACGGUAAGUGUUUGGUGUUGUGGCAAAUGAACAAGGUAGCUUGCGACGGAGAUGUUUUUGGGUACGACUUGAGAGCUAACAAGUGGGAAGUCAUAGGUUGGAUUCCAGAGUGGUGCGAUGGUUAUCAAGUCUUUUACCUCUUUAAACCGUCUUUCUCCUCUGCGAUAGAACUGAAACAAAAGGUCGACGUUGAGACGAUGAAUAUGGUGCAUGGUGAUGAUUGUAAAUAUAUCUCCACUCUAAGGAAACUUAUGAGCCUGAUUGAGGAAAUCUCACCUUAUGCUAAGAGACUGUUCAAGAAAAAAGGAAAAAGAUUGAUGACUGAAGAAGAAACGAAACUGAAGAUGACCGUGGAUGAGCCUAGUUCUUCCAAGUGCCUAGACGUGAUGCGUUUUAGCAAGAAGAGAAGGUUCUUAGGCAUGGAGAAAAUCAACAAAAGAAAAAGAACCGUUAGGUCUGCGGGUAGAUCUGGUGUAGUAGAGGGCUUUCUGCUCUACGUCGUUACGGCUCAGUAUUGUCGGAACACUGGUGAAAAGCUUCCAAUCUCUAUGGUUUUCUAUGGUUCGGUCUUUGAUAACAUGCAUCUUCUUCCUUGA
Messenger RNA from Arabidopsis thaliana (thale cress), 1263 nucleotides. RefSeq names its product F-box/associated interaction domain protein. The record is from RefSeq and is marked reviewed. Bases 1 to 1263 code for a protein of 420 amino acids. The transcript has 2 exons. NCBI's taxonomy places the organism in Eukaryota, Viridiplantae, Streptophyta, Magnoliopsida, Brassicales, Brassicaceae.